AUGUCAGCCAAUGGAUUCCCAAGGUCACAAAACCGUCCAAUGUGGGCCCUUCAGGCUGUGGCCAAUCCCAUCCUGCCUCUCCCUGGCAAGAACCCCAAGGAACUGCGCAGCUUCCGUUUCUUCGUUGAUGUGACAGCACCUUCUCUAGGAAGCGUCUUUAAUUCUACAUUUUGGAAGACGGAAAUUCCUAGAGCGUGCUACCUUGACGAUGCCAUCCGUCAUGCGAUCGUUAGCCUCGCGUCAGCUCACGAGUCUUCUGUUUACACUGUACCUGCUAGCACGUCUACAAUGCCUGACAAUUUGCAUACCCUUCGGCACUAUAACCUAGCUGUUCAGGACCUGCUAAAGUCGUACUCACCCGAUGGCUGGUGGCGGGUUCUUACCCUUAGCAUUCUUUUCACAUCUAUUUGCUGCUUGGAGAACAAGUACCUUGAGGCGCAGAUGCAUUUCAAGUCUGGGUAUAAGCUGAUCUGCGAGAUUGCCAAGCCCGACCCGCAUUGCCCGCAUGAAUCUCUGCCCAACAAAAGAGUUCCAAAUUGGAACCGGCUGCAAGGCCGAACACCCAUACCAGUAUCUGUUGCCUCCCUUCGAUCCAUGGUCGAAGCCUUCGAACUGCAAAACAGCAAGCUCGAUGCUGCCAAAGCCUAA
Molecule: messenger RNA, 648 nt
Organism: Penicillium canescens
Lineage: Eukaryota; Fungi; Ascomycota; Eurotiomycetes; Eurotiales; Aspergillaceae
Exons: 1
Coding region: 1-648 (215 amino acids)
Source: RefSeq, a predicted model, not a curated record